This is a messenger RNA of Pseudocercospora fijiensis CIRAD86, 1235 nucleotides long. RefSeq lists its product as uncharacterized. Bases 1 to 1041 code for a protein of 346 amino acids. The transcript has a single exon. NCBI's taxonomy places the organism in Eukaryota, Fungi, Ascomycota, Dothideomycetes, Mycosphaerellales, Mycosphaerellaceae. The record is from RefSeq and is a predicted model, not a curated record.
AUGCCACCCGACCUCAAUUCGCUACCUACGAGCCGACCGUCCAGCAUGCCAGGCUCUCCACUUUCGCAGCGUCCACGAAGAAUUUCAAUCAGCACGGGAACGGAUGCUGCCCGACCUAGUCCGCCUUCACCUCGAUCGCCUUCACUGUCUUCACUUCAGGCAGCCGCAACCAUCAAUGCCGGCCUACACCAUUCACCAUCGCGCGCAUCUCCAAGCGUCGAACGGCGCCGCUCAUCACUCAUGAACAACCUCACGCUGAACGAUCCUACAGUGCCCGCUCCAGGCGAGAUGCAACAAAGCAGCCCCAGUACUGCCGGCAGCCGGCGCAUGAGCAGGAGGUCGUUCGCGCUCAAUACCGCAGAUCCACAUCACCCUCGACAGCCAAGCUUGGGAGAGCUCCACCAAGAAUUGGAAAAUGAGCAGGAAGCUCAGGUCAACAGACUCUUGCAUAUGAUCAGAGUCCAACAAGAUCAGCUAGCAGCGAUGCAACGACAGCAGAACAGUCCUGUAGACAGUUCUCCAACUACUGCUGACAAUACAACCGCCGCCGCAACUCCAUCCACUCUCGCGACUCCAGCUGGCACUGCAGUCACAGAGGCUUCGAGUCCGCACUCCAAUAGCACUACAGCCGCAGCUGCUGCACACCCACACUUCAAUCGGCCCCAUUCCUUGUCACGGAGGUCAUCGGCAUUGAUCUCAACCCCUGGAAGCCGUGGCACAUCUCCGGCACUGCGACCCCAGAACGGCAGCCUGGGACCAUUGACCGAAGACUUCCUCCUUGGCGGCACGAGGGACGAGACUGCUUUCUACCAAGCAGAGACGCAGACAUUGACGAGGGAGAACCAGAUGCUGAAGCUACGCAUCCGAGAACUCGAACGACAGAUUAGCGAGAUGGGAGGAGCGUCGUCGAGUGCUACCCAGCAGAGUCUUGCGGCAAGCCAGACUCAUCAGCACUCACCUUUGACCAGUCCACCUGCGACCUUCGCAGCGGAGAGCGUUACUGUGCCGGCGGAGGUGGAAGCGACUGCAAAGGUCGAUUGAGCUUUCCCAGUUUUCUUAUGAUUGUACAAUGAGCGAGGCGUUGGUGGACUUUCGGAGAGCACAAGUAAAAGUGUAUGAAUUACGAGGGACGAAAGACCAGAUAUUACUGGCAUUGGGAACUGGGAGCUUGGGCAAAUGGCGAUGUGAACUGGACUUCACUCUGGAUUACGAUGUAGCGAUACUACUUGACGAUG